Molecule: messenger RNA, 1104 nt
Organism: Sesamum indicum (sesame)
Lineage: Eukaryota; Viridiplantae; Streptophyta; Magnoliopsida; Lamiales; Pedaliaceae
Product: ethylene-response factor C3
Biological process (GO): ethylene-activated signaling pathway; regulation of DNA-templated transcription
Molecular function (GO): DNA-binding transcription factor activity; DNA binding
Source: RefSeq, a predicted model, not a curated record
GGCAUUUGCUCCCCGCAAUGGAUUACUAGAAGUAGAAAUACUUGUAAGAAAAAAAACAUAUAUAUACCAAAAUUUCCAGCAAGAAAGAUAGAAAGAUAGAUUGAAAUGGAUUCAUAUUCCUCUGUUUUUCACUCUACGAGCAAUGAGUUCUCCUCUGAUAAUUCCUCUUUCAAUUCAUCGGAAUCAUCGAUCCCUUUAUGGGAAUGGGAUUCAGAAGUUUUCAUAAAUUCUCUUCCUUUCAAUGAAAAUGAUUCCCAAGAAAUGAUGCUGUUCGGCGUUCUGUCAGAAGCACCCCAAGAACCCUCGGAAUCCAACUCCUCCGAUCACCACAACCAUACCGAAGAAGUGAACUCCUCGUCGGCGGAGGGAGAUCCAGCCGUGAAGCCCACCAAGGAAAAGUCGUUUCGGGGCGUCAGGAAGCGGCCGUGGGGGAAGUUCGCGGCGGAGAUAAGGGAUUCCACGAGAAACGGGGUAAGGGUCUGGCUGGGGACGUUCGACACCGCGGAAGCGGCGGCGAUGGCUUAUGACCAAGCCGCUUUUGCCAUGCGUGGACCUGCGGCGAUCCUCAACUUCCCAGCGGAGAGGGUGCGGGAAUCUUUGCGGGAGAUGAGGUGUUGCAUAGAGGAGGAAGGGGGUUCGCCGGUGAUGGCGUUGAAGAGAAAGCACUCCAUGCGGCGGCGAAGAGGCGGCGGCGGCGGGAGGAAAGGGAAAGCGAGGGAAGUGAAGGUGGAGAAUGUGGUGGUGUUUGAGGACUUAGGCGCUGAUUACUUGGAACAGCUCUUAAGUAGUUCUAGUGCAAAUCCUAGUCUUUGGUGAAAUUCCUCUUUCUUCCUCUGUCAUUUCUUUGGUUUCUUCAUCAAGCCGUGGUGUUAAUUAAUUAGUGUAUAGGAUUUGAAUUUUUCUUCAAAUUCCUCCUUUUUUUUUUCACUAGUCUUGUUUUAUUACAAAAUAUAUAUAUUAUAAACCCGUGUUAUGAAAAAAAAUCAAAAAAUCGUUUUAGUCUGUAUUUUUUAUAUACGUGGUAUACAUUUUAUACAAGUAACAUGUAUAUAUGUAAACGACAUGUAACACAGAAUACAAUAUGGAGCUGAUUUUGUGCGAGAA